GUUGGCUUAUCUACAAAAUAACAAUCAAUGGAUUAUAUCAUUAAACGGAUUCCGUUAUCGAAGUCUCUGCCACUCUAUUUCUACAACGCGGAGGCGAGAGUCGUGCCGUUGAAGGUGAAAGUGAUAGAAACAAGAUGUGGCCCUCAAUAUUGGACGCAGUCAAAAUGAAUCCCUUUGGAACACCUUUUGUGACAGCUAAAUGUCAGGGGCAGAACGAGCUCACGCAGUCACUCGUCAAGAAUCAUCACAUUGCCGCAGCCUCCACCCCUGCUGGUGACAGUUGCGAGUUUGGAUCGAACAAAUACUUUCUGCUAUGCGGUUUGGGAGGCAUCCUGUCAUGUGGUAUCACUCACACCAUGAUCACACCCCUGGAUCUGGUAAAAUGUCGAAUUCAAGUAGAUUCAGAAAAAUACAAAUCGGUCUUCAACGGUUUCAGAGUGACAGUGGCUGAGGAUGGAACACGAGGUUUGGCAAAAGGUUGGGCUCCGACAUUCUUUGGUUAUUCUAUUCAAGGAAUGUUCAAAUUCGGUCUCUAUGAAGUCUUCAAAGUAUAUUAUGCGGCACUUGCUGGAGAAGAAAUGUCGUAUGAAUAUAGGACAAGUUUAUAUCUUGUUUCUUCGGCAUCUGCAGAAUUUUUUGCUGAUAUUGGUCUAGCUCCAUUUGAAGCUGCUAAAGUCAGAAUUCAAACCAUGCCAGGAUUUGCAAAUACUUUGAGAGAAGCAUUACCAAAAAUAUAUGGUGAUGAAGGUCUUGGUGGAUUCUACAAAGGGCUGGUACCUUUGUGGCUUCGUCAAAUUCCAUACACAAUGAUGAAGUUUGCUUGUUUCGAGCGAACGCUUGAGCUCUUGUACAAGUAUGUAGUUCCUAAGCCACGACUAGAGUGUACAAAGGGUGAACAGUUGGUUGUCACCUUUGCAGCUGGAUACAUUGCUGGUGUAUUUUGCGCAAUUGUGUCUCACCCUGCUGAUUCUGUUGUAUCAAAACUGAAUCAAGAGAAGGGAGCAUCUGCUGGCGACGUUCUGAGAAAACUUGGUUUCGCCGGUGUAUGGAAGGGUCUUGGCCCUCGUAUCGUUAUGAUUGGUACAUUAACAGGAGCACAAUGGUUUAUUUAUGAUGCUGUGAAAGUGUGGCUUCGUAUGCCCCGCCCACCACCACCAGAAAUGCCAGAAUCGCUCAAGAAGAAAUACGGAGUGGCUUAAUUAUCAUACACCAAUAAUAUGUUUGAUUGAAUUGAAGCAAUUGCAGUUAGAAAGAAAAGAGCAUAGAUGAAUUACAUUACUUCCUCACAAUACAUUGUCGAACAAUGUUUUGCCAUACAUUUUGAGUAUUUAUUCUGUAAUACAGACAUCAGUGCAGGUGCCACUGCCUUGAAACUAGAAGUAUUAAUGUGGUGGAAAAAUGACUCAUAGUACAUUGGCUAUAAUUACUAUGAUUAGAAGGAAGCAGCAUAUUUAUAAACAUUUAAUUGUGACAGUGAGUUACCUAUCGUAACCAAAUGCUGUUACUUUGUACAUAGAGUAAUCACUGUAAAUAAAUGGUCUGUGAUUGCUCGAUUAAA
This is a messenger RNA of Hylaeus volcanicus, 1558 nucleotides long. RefSeq names its product phosphate carrier protein, mitochondrial (gene Mpcp1). Gene Ontology annotation, cellular component: mitochondrial inner membrane. Gene Ontology annotation, molecular function: phosphate transmembrane transporter activity. The transcript has 6 exons. The record is from RefSeq and is a predicted model, not a curated record. NCBI's taxonomy places the organism in Eukaryota, Metazoa, Arthropoda, Insecta, Hymenoptera, Colletidae. Gene Ontology annotation, biological process: mitochondrial phosphate ion transmembrane transport. The coding region runs from base 135 to 1199 and encodes 354 amino acids.